Astyanax mexicanus (Mexican tetra) is the source of this 3208-nucleotide messenger RNA. It is a transcript of the gene aars2, whose product is annotated as alanyl-tRNA synthetase 2, mitochondrial (putative). The record is from RefSeq and is a predicted model, not a curated record. The transcript is spliced from 22 exons. Gene Ontology annotation, molecular function: nucleic acid binding; amino acid binding; aminoacyl-tRNA deacylase activity. Gene Ontology annotation, cellular component: mitochondrion; cytoplasm. NCBI's taxonomy places the organism in Eukaryota, Metazoa, Chordata, Actinopteri, Characiformes, Acestrorhamphidae. The coding region runs from base 20 to 2998 and encodes 992 amino acids. Gene Ontology annotation, biological process: tRNA modification; alanyl-tRNA aminoacylation.
AGAGGGGUCACCGGUAAACAUGGCGGCGCGUGCCGGGGCGCUGUGGCGGCGCGCGCGGCUGCUGGUGCCCGUGAGCGCGCGGCGAUGCUCUGGGGUGUCGCGCGCUCGCGGGCGCUUCACAUCACAGAGCGCGCGGCAGACAUUCAUCCAGUUCUUCACAGAGCAGCACGAGCACCGGCCCGUACCGUCCGCGCCCGUGCGGCCGCGCGGAGACCCGAGCCUGCUGUUCGUGAACGCUGGAAUGAAUCAGUUUAAGCCGAUCCUGCUGGGCUGUGCUGAUCCCCGCAGUGAGAUGGCCUCGUACCGGCGGGUGGUGAACAGUCAGAAGUGUGUGCGCGCUGGAGGGAAACACAACGAUCUGGAGGACGUGGGCAGAGACGUGUACCACCACACCUUCUUCGAGAUGCUGGGAAACUGGUCUUUCGGCGAUUACUUCAAGGUGGAAGCGUGUUCGAUGGCUUGGCGUCUUUUAACAGAAGUGUAUGAAAUUCCUGCAGAGCGUCUGUACGUCUCUUAUUUCUCCGGGGACGCGGCGAGCGGUCUUCCUGCUGAUGAGGAGACGCGUCACAUCUGGCUCAGUCUGGGAGUGCGUCCGGAUCACGUGCUCCCGUUCGGAAUGAGGGACAAUUUCUGGGAGAUGGGAGAGACGGGUCCGUGCGGGCCCUGCACCGAGAUUCACUACGAUCACGUAGGAAACCGAAACGCUGCUGCGCUCGUUAACGCAGACAAUCCUGAUGUGGUGGAGAUCUGGAAUUUGGUGUUUAUGCAGCACAACAGGCAAGCUGAUGGAGGGCUGCAGGCUCUGCCUCAGGUGAGUGUAGAUACAGGAAUGGGUUUGGAGAGGCUGUUGACGGUGCUGCAGAAUAAACGCUCCAAUUACGACACUGACCUCUUCACCCCACUGCUGUCUGCUAUUCACCAGCACAGCAAGGCCCCUCCCUACAGAGGGAGGACGGGACAGGCUGAUGGAGGGCGAGUGGACAUGGCGUAUCGGGUGGUGGCGGAUCACAUCCGCACACUGUGUGUGUGUAUCGCUGACGGAGUGUAUCCCGGGAUGACUGGACCAGAGUUAGUUCUGAGGCGUAUACUCCGCCGCGCCGUGCGCUUCUCCACCGAAGUGCUGCAGGCUCCCGAGGGCAUGCUGGCCAGCCUGGUGCCCACUGUGACCCACAUACUGGGAGAUGCUUACCCUGAACUGCACACAGAAACUGGCAGGAUUAUGGAGCUCAUUAAUGUAAACGAGGCUCAGUUCCUCUCAUCUCUAAAGCAGGGCAGGAGAGUGAUCAACAGAACCCUUAGUAAGAUGAACAGAGACUCUGUUGAGUUUCCAGCCUCCGUGGCCUGGUCCCUCCACCAGAACCUGGGCUUUCCUCUCGACCUCAUAGACCUGAUGCUGGAGGAGCACAACAUGACCGUAAACAAAGAUGGACUGGAGCAGCUCGCAGCUGAAAAUAAAAAGUUGCAGAGUCAGACUGAGGGGGGCGCUGGAGAGAGAGGACUCCACAUGGACCUUCAGAGUCUUGCAGAGCUCCAGAGUAGAGGAGUUCCGUACACCAACGACUCUCUGAAAUACGACUACAGCCUUCGGCAGGACGGCACUUACGUCUUUCCCCCCUGCAGUGCGUCAGUGUUGGCGCUGUACUGUGGUCAGUCUCUGGUGAGGGAGGUGUGUGAGGGGCAGAGGUGUGGGGUGGUUUUGGACCAAACCUGUUUCUACGCCGAGCAGGGCGGACAGACGCACGACCAGGGCUACUUCACCAAGAACGGCCUGCAGGACGCGCUGUUUCCUGUAGAUUGUGUGCGUCUGGCUGGAGGUUACGUGGUUCAUGAGAUAACUGCAGCAGAGACUCUGAGAACUGGAGACCAAAUCCAGCUGCAUGUGGAUGAGACUCAGCGUCUGGCCUGCAUGGUGAAGCACACUGCCACCCACGUGCUGAACUUCGCUCUGCGGGAGCUGCUGGGGUCCGGAGUCGUUCAAAGAGGAUCCCACGUCACUGCUGAACGAAUUCGCUUCGACUUCAGCUCUGAGGCGUCUCUGAGUGUGUCUCAGCUGCAGGAGGUGGAGACGAUGGUCCAGGCCAUCAUUCAGCAGAAUGAAGAAAUACACACACAAGAAAUUCCUGUGGCCAGAGCCAAUCAGAUUGCAGGAUUGAGGACGGUAGAUGAGGUGUAUCCUGACCCGGUGAGAGUUGUGUCUGUGGGCGUACCUGUUCCGGAACUGCUCAGUGGCCACGCCUUCAAACGCACCUCCAUUGAGCUCUGCUGUGGAACGCAUUUGCUGCAGACAGGAGGAAUCGGGGAUUUAGUUGUUGUGUCUGAGAGACAGAUGGUAAAGGGCAUGAGUCGCAUCAUUGCUGUAACGGGAAAUGAUGCCAAACAGGCUCGGGAGGCGGGGCAAUCGCUGCUGCAGGAGGUGGAGUCUCUGACUGCACGAAUCACAGCGGACCGUUCUCCUUCCUUAGCCACUGUUCAGAGGCUUUCUAAAGAAGUCGGACUGCUGACGGACGCUGUGGAGGGUACUCCUAUCCCGCAGUGGCAGAGAAGAGAGCUCCAGACUCGACUGAAGGCUUUACAGAGAAACGCAAACACAACCAUCAGAAAACUGGAGAUUAAAGAGGCUGCAGCUAAAGCUAAGGUGCUGCUGAAGAGACACGCUAAUAAAGCGGUGCUGGUGGACACGGUGGAGGCCGACUCCAUAUCAGUGGUGAUGAAGACGGUGAAUAAGCUGAGUGAACUUGCUCCAGACUCUCUGAUCAUGCUCCUCUCUCAUCUGCAGCCAUCAGGAAGAGUACUGUGUGCUUGCCAAGUGCCAAAGGGGGAGGGUGGUGUAUCUGCGAGUGAGUGGGCUCUGGCAGUCUGUAGUAAUUUGGGGGGAAACGCUGGUGGUUCAGAGACUGUAGCUAAAGGAGUCGGAACAGCAGGAAACACUGCUGACCUGCUGAAGACGCUGCACUGGGCCGAAGAGUUCGCCCACAACAAACGCCAGCACACACACUGAACUCAACACACACACACACACCCUCACUCAUAUACACAGCUCAAAAGGAUGAGUAUUCCUUUAAUCCUUAAAAAACACUUUCCUUUGUUUUAAAAGGAAGUAAACUCUGUUAUCAUGCUGAAUGUGCUGUGUAUAUAAUGGACUAUGCAAUGUAUUAUUUUUUUUAUAUAUAUAUAAUUUAAAAUAAAAUAUGCUACAGAUUCUUGUGAA